Molecule: messenger RNA, 5994 nt
Organism: Dermacentor albipictus
Lineage: Eukaryota; Metazoa; Arthropoda; Arachnida; Ixodida; Ixodidae
Product: F-box/LRR-repeat protein 20
Cellular component (GO): cytoplasm
Molecular function (GO): protein binding
Source: RefSeq, a predicted model, not a curated record
CAUAUUUGGAUAAAAUGAUAAGGGCGCUAGCCAUUAUUUACACUCAGGACCUUAGGAAGAGUUGCUGUUUCUAUCACGUUUCCCUCCACACACUCACCCCAUCUUCCUCGCGUUCCCGCGAUGAGUUUCAUGGCAUGUUUACAACUUGAUCCCCGUGUUACUGUGUUUACUGAGCGGCGCUCGAGAGUUAGUUAAUGUGUUUUAAGCAUUUAAGAGUUGCAGUGUCCAAGGGUAAAUCGCCUGUAUUAAGCGAUCACCUGCCUCAGCGCUGUAAUUGAGGCCUCCUUCCGAAUCCCUUCAUCGACAACGGAGGGAGACGCUGCGUUGUUUCGCGAAAUAGACAAAAGCAAGCGACGCGCGUGUGAUGGCGAGCGACCAAAACGCGUAGUCGUCACCAGUUGGGAUACGCUUCGUCCCUCACCAAGUGAUGACCCUGGCGCCCAAGGCUAAAGUGGAAGUGCUGGUCAGAGCAGUCACGGCGGCGGACGACGAUGCCCUCAUCAACAAGAAGCUUCCGAAGGAGCUGCUGCUUCGCAUCUUCUCCUACCUGGACGUCGUCUCGCUGUGCGCCUGUGCUCAGGUGUCUAAGUUGUGGCACGAGCUUGCGCUGGAUGGAAGCAACUGGCAGAAGAUUGACCUCUUCAACUUUCAGACGGACAUCGAGGGUCCCGUGGUGGAGAACAUCUCGCGCCGAUGCGGCGGCUUCCUCAAGAAGCUCAGCCUUCGCGGCUGUCAGAGCGUCGAGGACGCGUCGCUAAAGACGUUCGCCCAGAAUUGCAACAAUAUCGAAGACCUGAAUCUGAACGGCUGCAAAAAGCUGACGGACAGCACCUGCCAGAGCCUUGGGAAGCACUGCAGUAAGCUGACCUUCCUCGACCUGGGCUCGUGCUGCCAGGUGACAGACCUGUCACUCAAGGCGAUCGGCCAAGGCUGUCCUGCGCUUGAGCAGAUCAACAUUUCUUGGUGCGACCAGGUGUCCAAGUAUGGCGUGGAAGCUCUGGCUGCUGGUUGUCCAAGGCUGCGCGGCUUCGUCAGCAAGGGCUGCCCGCUGGUCAAUGACGAGGCAAUCUCUAAGCUGGCCCAGUAUUGCGGAGGCCUGCAGACCCUCAACCUUCACGAGUGCACCAACAUCACUGAUGCUGCUGUGCAGGCUGUCAGCCAGCACUGCCCCAAGCUGCACUUCCUGUGUGUCUCCAAUUGUGCGCAUCUGACCGACACCGCUCUCGUGUCUCUCAGCCAGGGCUGCCAUGCGCUCUGCACGCUUGAGGUAGCCGGCUGUACACAGCUGACAGACAGCGGCUUCCAAGCGCUGUCUCGCUCGUGCCACUCACUUGAGAAAAUGGACCUUGAAGAGUGUGUGCUCAUCACGGACAACACGUUGAUGCAUUUGGCCAAUGGCUGCCCAAAGCUGCAGCAGUUGAGCCUUUCGCACUGCGAGCUUGUAACGGAUGAAGGGAUCCGCCACCUUGGCGCAGGCGCUGGUGCGGCCGAGCACCUGCUUGUGCUGGAGUUGGACAACUGCCCAUUGAUAACAGAUGCUUCGUUGGAGCACUUGGUCGCGUGCCAGAAUCUGCAGCGUAUCGAGCUGUACGAUUGCCAACUGAUUACGCGCGCUGGCAUCCGCAAGCUUCGCAGUCACCUGCUGGACCUGAAGGUGCAUGCCUACUUUGCACCUGUCACACCUCCGCCCUCAGUUGGAGGCGGCAGGCCCCGCUACUGUCGCUGCUGCGUUGUGCUCUAGUCAAGUGAGGAAGACAUGGGUGUGGGGGAAAUGGGUGCUUUUAGGAAUUGCCUUUUGCUGCUGCUGAUCAAGGUAGCGCAGAAAUUGUUAAUGUUGGACAUGCAGCCCCAAUCAUCUACGUUCGAAAUGUGUUGACAGUUUUGUGUUGUGACAACAUCUACGAUUGCCCGUGUGGCUCAAGAUAGCUUUCUAGAAUGUGGUGAGAGAAACGGUGACCACAUGGCAGCAUGUUCUCACCAAGGGGGUCUUUCAAGUCUACAGUUCCGUAAAUGUUGCUACUGCAGUUUGUUGCGCACGGUUUGCACAUUCUUAACAGAUGCAAUUUGAGCUUUACGUUUCACAUAAUUUUUAACUCUAUUUGUUUCCCAUCUUGACACAACUCAAAGCACAUUUUAUUGAUGGCAACGGCAACCAUUUGUUGAAUAUGUAGUCGUAAACUUGACUGGCAACAUACCACCUGCCACCACUUGACUGUGGUUCCAUUACACCAGUGAUCAUGAUAGUCUUUGUCCACAUGUACAGACUUGAUUCCCAUUCCACAGUUUGCUAACUGCUUCUUUGAAAGCACCGGCCAUUUGUUAACAUGUUCUUUGCUGCAAGUGGAUUGUAGGUACUGCAGUCUUUGUGAUAGUGACACUUUGUCAUGCAUACUCCGUGGUAGUAACACUUUCACAGUGCAGAAAAUUGCUUAAUCAUCCUUAAACUUGCAUUUCUUGAUUCACCUAGAUCUUGAUCACUUGCCUAAUGUUCAGUACUGCAUACAUAACAGGUGUAAACACAGGUAUAAUGACACAUCAAACAUGGUCAAUCGUUUGCGGUGGCCUAAAGAAUGCAGAUGGCUUAGCGGUAUCAUAAAUAAACUACUGCACUGCUUGUAACUUCAUCUAUUUUAUCGUAUUAGAGGAUUAGAUAAGCACUGCAUUUUUUAUCAUGCUUGUGAUUUACUAUCAUGGUAGUUUUUGUGCUACCUGUGUGAGCCACAGAUGUGAUACAGUGCAUAAUUUCCAGAGGUAAAGAAUAUUUAAAAAUCUGAAGCAGCAGGAGGUUAAUGUGGGCGAGUUGGUGUAACAUACUUGAAGAAAAAAUAGCUCUUCAAAAACGCGCACUAAAAGAAGAACAUGUAUGACGGACAGGCGCCUGUCCGUUGUACAUGUACCUUCUUUUAGUCCGCGUCUUUGUAGUGCUGUUAUUUCUUCAAGAAUUAAAAAAAAAAACAGCUUAUACCUCACUGUUAGUCUGCAGGUGGGCAUGCUUUUUUUUUUCUCUAUCUCCUAUCCUGCAGGAAUUUGCUUCGAGGCCUUGACAGCCUGUGACAUAUGGCAUCUGAAUUGGGAUAGUGAGCAUAUUUACCACUUGAGACAACAUAAAAAUGAAAGAUGGUUGCGGGGUUGAACCAUAUUAAUGGAGAAAAUGUAAUCAAUCUGUGUCCAGUUUAUUCUACCUGUGCAUUCUUGUUCUGCUGUGCAGUCAUAACUUUGAAUGGUUCAGGCAUGCCUUUGCCUGCAAAUACCUUCGCGGUGUGCAACUGUACAAUGUUGGCGGCAGGGCAGCAAUGUUUAGUGAUGCAGGCAAGGAUGCUUACGUUUCUGUUUUCACCAGAAUACUGCAUACACAAUCACAGUUUGCUGAGCACUGAAUCUGAAAUGUUGUGUCCACUUUUCAGGCUCUUGAAUCCUGUGCACCCACAGGCAGCAUAAUUGCUUGUCUUCAUCUCCCGUGAUAUGUAGACUAAUUUGUGCAGCGCAGAUUAUGUACAUACGAGUGGCACCUUCGUCCAUGUGUCUUCUUUAUAGGAAAAUGGUUAUGAGUUACUAACAAGCCUCCAUUGACCUCAUAAACGGCAACAACAUGAUGAUGCAGAUCGACUGCAGAUGUAGUGGUGCACGCGUGAUGCUUCACAGCACAGGAAAAUGUGCGCAUCACGUCUUAGAGAGCAGGCUACAAUAUGCCUUGAUGCAGCACCAUAUUUAAAGGCAAUGCAAUGAAUGCCAUCACUUGUGCUGCUGUGACACCGUGCCGGGCACCUUACUUCUAGAAAUCAAAACUGCAGCCACUUGUUAGAAAAGAAAUUGUUUGGGAAUUACGUAAUCACUUAGAAUUGUGGUAUUCAGAAGAAGGAAAAAUCUGCAAUAUGUUCGUCUCUACUUUUAAAUAUAAGCAAGUUUCAACUUUGAAAUGGGCAACACAUUGGAUAAGUCACUACAGUUGUGAGCUAUCAACAUCUCUCCUCUUCUAAUAAAGGAUAAAGAUUUCGACUUGGAACUUCUGACCUAUCCUUUUCACGCACUGAUAAGUAUCUUUACAUACAGUGAACAUUCGUGAAUUAACUAGGUGUGAAGUAGUAGAAUGAGCGAAAAACACUGACACACCUGUUAACAGAGCAAGACUACAGCUUUUCUUUAGCUUUAGUUGCUUGAACUUUCCAUUUAAAAAAAAAAAGCUUCUUAACUGCUUGGCAUGUUGGUCAAAGUGUGUUUUAGCAUGGUUUCAUUUGUUUUUUGCAUGGUCAUGUGAAGAUCAUUGUGCUCAAUGCAGCCUAGGUUAUUGGUGACCUGUAGCAUGCACCAUGAUCCUAACUUGGUGAUGCGUAUUCACAUGUGUUCUUUGCAAAUGUUCUUCAACUUGAUGUUCAAGUUUUCCCCAGUGUGAAACCGGUGAUUUUACCUUAAUUCACUGUGCCAGGGGGCCUGUUAUAGCUCCAAGAAUGUUGUGAGCACUUUGUGCCAGUAAAAGAAAGUCUAUCACUUCUAGUGACUGAGAAUCGUGUAUCAGACCACUUUUGCGCCCCCAUGCAUAGGUAAAGUUUCAGUAGCCAAUGUGUGUACAUCACUUGUCAACUUUCCUUAAUUUGGCUUCUGUUCCAAAAGUACUGAAAGGCACCUAUCUUAUUCAAACACUUAUUACUUGGUCUUAUUCGAAAGGAUUCACCUGACCUUUAAUGAAUUCGGAGCAAAAGGAAUUGUCUUGCUGGUUUAGGCUUAAAAGAUGUGAAAUGGUACUUCGUCUGCCUGUCAUUUGUGCUGCAAGUGCUUUUGGAGACAAUUUUUGUGGAAGGCUUGUCAUGAUAAUUAAGUGGUUCAUGAUACUUUCAACAGAAAUCUUGAUGCUCUUUCGUUGGUGAAACAUCUAAGGCAUAUGCAUUUAUGAGUAAUGCUGGAACGGAUCAUUAGUCAACACAAUUUUGCAAGAAGUUACUGAGGCGGAGCUUAUCUAAUCAAAAUAAAAGUUUGACAUCCUCUCGAAAAUGGGCAGAAAACUACAAACGAAACCAGCUUGGUACUUUGAGAGAUAACAUUGUGAUUAAAAAAAAAAAAACACAGUUCGUCUGGUCUACAGUUAAUCUUCACUGGUUGAGCAAAUUGCAGACUAGGGUAAAUGUCUUUCAGCCACGCCGUUUACAUUGAAGAAGUAAGUCUGGUUCCCUUUAAAGCUGUCUGCCUAUCGCAAUUGACAUGCAGUUUUCCUGUCAUCAGAAACAUUAGUUUCCCACGUGCACAUUAUAUUUAUACAGCAAAUAACAGCAAGGCACAAAGAAGCACUUUUAAUUUGCAAUGCAACUAUUAUUAGCUUCUCUGACCAAUUCGUGGCAAUUAGUCUUUUGGUUUUUGUAAAUGCCAUAUUCAUUUAUGCUGUGACUUUACUGUUUGCAAAGUUUGUAACAGAUAUUUCUUCAUGGGUAGAGCACUUGGGAGUUCAGUUUUAAUUUGACUGUGUCAACACAGUUCUUUCCACUCUUGCAUUUUGUACAGCAGAAUCUCUUCAAUAUGUUCCUGGUUUGUAAAAUUUUCCCCACAGUGGACAACAUUGAAAAUAUCCGUGAUAUGUUGUCUUGGAUAUUGUGCUAAUUCUCGUACUUUUUUGUCUUGUUUUUUCAUCUUUCAAAUUGUAUCAGUGAUGUUCUACUGUUUAAUGAGUCUGCUUGCUUUAUUAGCAGCAUUCGGUAUGUGCAGCAGGUACAUUUGUAUUUACUUUUUAUCAUUUCAUAGCUAUGUCGUAAUUUUCUUUCCCCAAAUACCAUCUAAAUUUUAGUAAUCGGGGACUGUAAAACUAUAGGUAAUUUCCGGAAAUGCUGUUCUCCAUGCAUGGCUUGGUUAAACACAGCUGAUGGGAUGAAAAGAUUUGUACACAGGCAUGCUUCCUGUUACCGUUAUUAUUUACAUCACACGCACCCUCUCGGACCGUGUAACAGAGGUACCGCGACAUCCACACACGCUGGCCACUGCGCUGAACUAUCUUGCUUGAGAGAGAAAGUA